AUAUUUUGCCUUGUGAACACUCCAGAGGCCACAUUUAUUGUCCGAUCUUCAUGAAACUUGGUCAGAACAUUUGUCCCAUUGAUACCUCGACUGAGUUCGAAACUGGGUCAUGCUGGGUCAAAAACUAGGUCAUAGGUAAAAAAAAAGAAAAACCUUGUGAACACUGUAGAAGUCACAUUUGAUGCCCAAUCUUCAUGUAACUUUGUCAAAAUGUUUGUCUAAUUGAUAUGUUGGUUGAGUUCAAAAAUGGUUCUGGUCCAUUGAAAAACAUGGCCGCCAGGGGGCGGGGCAGUAUUCCUUAUAUGGCUAUAGAGAAACCUUGUGAACACUCUAGAAGUCACAAUUUUUGUCCAAUCAUCAUGAAACUUGGUCAAUACAGGUCAGUUCCUUUGAAUCUCAGGUGAGUGACUUUGGGCCUUUCAGGCCCUCUUGUGUAAAGAUAUUUAUUGUUUAUAUUAAUUUUGUUCAUAUAAAUGUCCAUAUUCUGUGAAAUGGCCUCUGUAUUAUUGAAACUCCUACUCAAAAAAGCAUGUUUAGGAAGGUUUUGUUCAAAGAGUACAUUGUUUAGUAUUCCGUUGGUGCUUAACGAUACUGAAUUUCAGAGGGGAAUAAAACUCGGGUACAGUCUUCAUUGGCCGUAUACGUGUUAGCAUCUUUUCUGUAACCGGGGUACAUUUAAGUAUUCUUAAGAGUACCCGGGGUACAUUUAAGUAGUACCCUUGCCGACAAUGACCAAUCAAAUGUGAAUAUCUUAUUCAUGAAAUAAUUAAUUUUUCGUUAUGAUGAAUAAUGGUACCUUCAAUAGUUACAUAGUAAGAUACAUGCAAUAUUUAACCUUAAUAAUAAGGUUAUUGCUAGAAACAUGGUCACAUUAAUUAACUAGAUUUUUUAUGUUUUACCAAUUAGGUUAUUUUCAUGUAAGUUACUGUUUAAUUCUAACCAAGGUCUGCAUGUAAGCCACCUAGACAUGAAGUUCAAUGCAAAACCUCCAUCAAAUAUGCAGUUAUAGAGUGGCACCUGUUUUCCUUCCCUUAUCAACAGUGACCUUCACCUUGACCUGACUGACCCCUAAUGCCAUCCCAAACUUAGUCUGCAUGUAUGCUAGCUACACACUAAAUUUGAUAACAAUACUUCAAAUCUUAAAGGCUAUGAAUAUAAAUGUUUCUUUAAUCUGGGCAAUUAGAUUAGUUUAUAUAUUUGGAAUACAAUAUGAUAUGAUAAACCAAAUAUUGGGUCCAUGCAGAGCACACAGAAGUUUGUUUUCGAAGACCAAGAGGAAUGCGUGUGUGUGACCAUACCCGACACAUGCAACACACAGUAUGGAAUGUACACAUGGCCGUGUGCCCCAAUGUUAGCGCAGUAUGUGUGGGACCACAGGGGAGACUUUAAGGGCCGCCGGGUCCUGGAACUCAGUGCUGGCACUGCAUUACCUGGAAUUGUGGCUUUAAAAUGUGGUGCUGAUGUUCAAUUUAGUGAUAUUCCAGAGUGUAUGGACAGUGUCAGACUAUCUUGUGCAGCUAAUGGGCUAACGGAUGUGCAAAUUUUGGAAAUAAUAUGGGGCAAUUUUCAGCAAGGAUCAGCUAUAUCACUUCUUACUGACCUUGAUUGGGUCCUAGCCUCAGACUGUUUCUUUGAUUCAUCUGACUUUGAAGACAUUGUAGCAACACUUGCAUAUUUACUUGAAAGGAAUGUUAAUUGUGUUUGUCUAUUUGCAUAUCAGCUGCGGACCUUGUCAUACAGUAUUGAAAACUUACUAUAUAAAUGGAAUCUUACUGCUUCUCUCUUAGAAAUGACAACUGAUUCAGUCCCAACUAUUCAGCUUUUUAAAUUAACAGUCAAUAAAACUAAUAAUUAAUUGCAAGUUCAGCUAGACUAUUCAAAUAAUAGUCUUUGAUAUACAUUACUACUCGCCCUAAUGUCAGGGAAAUGCUCUUGUUAAGGUCAACAUGCAAAAUCACUGAAUCAGUGUUUAUACUACAUGUUUUCAGUUGAAACUUAUCACAUGUGUUGAGGGACUUUGUAUAAGGUCACUGACCAAGUUUCAUAACUCUAUCAUGCAAUUGCUUAGAAUUAUACAGCCUUUUUGUACUUUUGUUAAGGUAAGCAUGCAACAUCUCCAUAUCACUGUUUCUACAGGUAUUCCAAUGAAACUGCACAUUUAGCAGAAUUAUUCCCCCUUUUUGUACUUACCAGGUAGAUGUUUGGUUAAGAUUAAAGUGCAACUUCUCCAUAUCACUCCAUAUCACUGUUUCUGCUAUAAGUAUUCUUCUACAGGUAUGUGUUUAGAGUCUUUAUAAAAAUUCACUGAUCAAUACCCAUAAUUGUGGUCAAUUUUUAGCAACAUUAUUCCACCUUUUAAACUAAAAACGUCUGGCAAAGUUUUGCAUGCAGUUUGAAAUUCAGGUUGAAGUUUGCAUGCAAUCAGUAAAUAUCCCUAAAACUACUACAGAUAUUGUACUGAAAGCAGAAUUUAACCAGGUAGUAAUCUCAUACUUACAAAUUCAGGUUAACUUUUGUGUGCAAAGUCUUCAUCUCUCUAUGUCUUCUACAGAAACAUGUAUAUGUUUUCAGGGUAUUUAUAAACAGUUCUAUGAUCAAGACCUAUAAAAUUGACAAUUCUUCUAGCAUGAUUAUGCCCCUUUUGGUAACGUUAAGGUUUGCAUGCAAGUUGCAAUUCGUUUUAAGUUGCUUUCAACAAGUACAUAUCUCUGUAACUUCUGCAGAUAUUCAAUUGAAGCUACACAUAUGGUUCGGUAUCAUCAUUUGAGGUUAUUGAAUAAGGCCUAUAAAUCUGAGGUGUAAUGAAGCAGAAUUAUGUCCCUUAUUAUACUUUUUGUCCAUGCAGACCAAGCAUGGGUUUUCAUUUGGUGCCAGUUUGGUCAAGGUCACUGUUGCUUAAAAAAAUAAUAUUUAUAAAAUGUUUGGGCUCUAUAACUUCAGUUGGGAUGGAGAUAUUUAUAUGAAUAUUUGUUUGUAUGUAGCAUACUGAACUAGUGAGGGGUUGCAUUUUGGACCAGUGGUCACUGUAAAGUUGUUCCGUUCGAGAAAUAAACAUAUAGUUAACAUGGAGGUACUUUGUUUUAAUUGUGUGUGUAGAUAGCUUACAUUCAGACCUAGGAUGGGAUCGCAUUUUCAGCCAGUUGGGUCAAGGUCAUUGUUACUUAAAAUAGAAAAAUGGUUUAUGCUCAAUAUUAGCUAACAUGCAGAUCUUGCUUUCAAAAUUUAUUGAAUUGUACUUUAUGGGUAUAUAGCUGAAAAUCUAGUUUAUUUUGGUAUGGCACAUUUUUUGUUUUAGUUUUUAGCUCACCUGAUUGCUCAGGUGAGCUUUUGUGACCGGUCUUUGUCCGUCGUAUGUCCGUCUGUCUGUAAACAUUUGCUCGUAAACACUAUAGAGGCCACAUUUCUUGUCCCAUCUUCAUGAAACUUGGUCAGAAGCUUUGUCCCAAUGAAAUAUUGGCCUAGUUUGAAACUGGGUUGUGCCGGGUCAAAAACUAGGUCACUAGGUCAAAAAAAACAAAAAGCCUUGUAAACACUGUAGAAGUCACAUUUAAGUCCAACCUUCAUGUAACUUUGUCAAAAUGUUUGUCUUCAUGAUAUCUUGGUUGAUUUCAAAAGUGGUUCCGAUCUGUUGAAAUACAUGGCGCCAGUGGGCGGGGCAGUUUUCCUUAUUUGGCUAUAGAGAAACCUUGUAAACACUCUAGAAGUCACAAUUUUUGCCCAAUCAUCAUGAAAGUUGGUCAAAACAUUGGUUCAAUCGAUGUUUUGGACGAGUUCGAAAAUGGUCAAGUGUGGUAUAAAAACAUGGCGGCCAGUGGGCGGGGCAUUUUUCUCUAUAUUUAUAUAUUGGCAGUUUUCCCUAUUUGGCUAUAGAGAAACCUUGUAAACACUCUAGAAGUCACAAUUUUUGCCCAAUCAUCAUGAAAGGUGGUAAAAACAUUGGUUUUAUUGAUAUCUUGGACAAGUUUGAAAAUGGUCGGGAUCGGUGAAAAAACAUGGCCGCCAGUGGGCGGGGCAUUUUACUCUAUAUGUAUAUAGUGAAAACAUGUGAACACAGUAGAAGUCACAUUUUUGGCCCAAUUUUCAUGAAAUUUGCUCAGAACAUUUGUUUUCUUGAAACGAGAGUUGAGUUCAAAUAUGGUUCCGGUCAGAUGAAUAACAUGGCUGCUGAGAGGGGACAGUUUUCUCAUUAUGUCCCCCUCCCCUUUCGAAGAAGAGGGGGUAUAUUGUUUUGCUCAUGUCGGUCUGUCCGUCCACCAGAUGGUUUCCGGAUGAAAACUCAAGAGCACUUAUGCCAAGGAUCAUGAAACUUCAUAGGUACAUUGAUCAUGACUCACAGAUGACCCCUAUUGAUUUUCAGGUCACUAGGUCAAAGUUCAAGGUCACGAUGACCUGAAAUAGUAAAAUGGUUUCCGGAUGAUAACUCAAAAACACUUAUGCCUAGGAUCAUGAAACUUCAAAGAUAAAUUGAUCAUGACUCGCAGAUAAACCCUAUUGAUUUUCAGGUCACUAGGUCAAAGGUCAAGGUCACGGUGACCCAAAGCAGUAAAAUGGUUUCCGGAUGAUAACUCAAGAACGCUUAUGCCUAGGAUCAUGAAACUUCAUAGAUACAUUGAUCAUGACUCGCAGAUAACCCCUAUUGAUUUUCAGGUCGCUAGGUCAAAGGUCAAGGUUACGAUGACCCAAAAUAGUAAAAUGGUUUCCGGAUGAUAACUCAAGAAUGCUUAGGGUAGGAUCAUGAAACUUCAUAGGUACAUUGAUCAUAACUCGUAGAUGACCCCUAUUGAUUUUUUGGUCACUAGGUCAAAGGUCAAGGUCUCGAUGACCCGAAACAGUAAAAUGGUUCCCCGAUGAUAACUCAAGAACGCCUAGGCCUAGGAUCAUGAAACUUCAUAGGUACAUUGAUCAUGACUCGUAAAUGAUCCCUAUUGAUUUUCAGGUCACUAGGUCAAAGGUCAAGUUCACAGUGACCCGAAAUAGUAAAAUGGUUUCCAGAUGAUAACUCAAGAACGCUUAAGCCAAGAUCAUGAAACUUCAUAGGUACAUUGAUCAUGACUCGAAGAUGACUCCAGUUGAUUUUCAGGUCACUAGGUCAAAGGUCAAGGUCACGGAGACCUGAAAUAGUAAAAUGGUUUCUGGAUGAAAACUCAAGAACACCUAUGCGUAGGUUCAUGAAACUUCAUAGGUAUAUUGAUCAUGACUCGCAGAUGACCCCUAUUGAUUAUCAGGUCACUAGGUCAAAGGUCAAGGUCACAGUGCCAAAAAACAUAUUCACACAAUGGCUGUCAAGGUCACGGUGACUCAACUUAGAAAAAUGGUUUCCGGAUGAUAACUCAAGAAUGCUUACGCCUAGGAUCAUGAAACUUCAUAGGUACAAUGAUCAUGACUCACAGAUGAAAUAAUGAUGAAACUUGACCAGGAUGUUUGUCUGGACAAUAUCUAGGUCAAGUUUGACAUUUGGUAAAGAUUGAAUGAACCGACUCCUCUCAGGUGAGCGAACUAGGGCCAUCUUGGCCCUCUUGUUAAAUUUUAAGCUUCAAGUUAACAUAUUCUAUUUAACUGCUACAGACAUUCAACUUCAAAUAUGUGUCAUGUAUUGUAAUGUAAGGGACACAACUUGUAUUGUCUUGUUAAAGCAUGAAUUAAGUCAUCAGUUAUUUGUAUUGAGGUUUAUAUCUGUGUGAAUCUAUGAAUAAAGUCAGUUGUGAGUUACCCA
Messenger RNA from Dreissena polymorpha, 5713 nucleotides. RefSeq names its product histone-arginine methyltransferase METTL23-like. The transcript has 2 exons. The coding region runs from base 1238 to 1855 and encodes 205 amino acids. The record is from RefSeq and is a predicted model, not a curated record. Lineage: Eukaryota; Metazoa; Mollusca; Bivalvia; Myida; Dreissenidae. Gene Ontology annotation, cellular component: cytoplasm; nucleus.